AUGGAGGAAGAAACAUGUCAAGAAACUGUUUCACCAACGUUCGAAGAUAAAGAUCAGGAUGAUGAAAAAACCAAAUUAGUAAGAAACAAAAGAGAUACUCCAUUUACUGAAGAAGAUAAAACUGAUGAAAACCAAAUACAUGACGGGGUAGUGCUUCAUAUUGCGAAAGAUAAAAAAUCUCCGAAAGAAAGUCCAAAAUCUCUAAUUAAACCACAAGAUCUACAUAUUUCUCAUGAAAUUCCAGAAAAACAUGAUAUUAAAUCUCUGGUAGAUAAGAAAGGCAUAACUCCUAAAUCUCCAACUAAACUAGACGAACAUGAAAUACCUACAAAACCUAUAGAUGACGAAGUAGUUCCUCAUAUUACGGAAGAUAAAAAAUCUACGAAAGAAAGUCCAAAAUCACCAAUUAAACCACAAGAACUAGACAUUUAUCAUGAUAUUCCAGAAAAACUUGAUAUUAAAUCGCCGAUAGACAAAAAAGACAUUACUCCUAAAUCUAAACCAGACAAACAUAAAAUAACUAAAAAACCUACAGACGUUGAGGUUGUUCCUCAUAUUAUGGAAGAUAAAAAAUCUCCGAAAGAAAGUCCAAAAUCUCCAACUAAACCACAAGAACUAGACAAAAAAGACAUUACUCCUAAAUCUAUACCAGACGAACGUGAAAUAACUAGAAAACCUACAGAAGAUGAGAUUGUUCCUCAUAUUACGGAAGAUAAAAAAUCUCCGAAAGAAAUAGGUUUACAGGUUUUGGAUUGUUUGGAAAACUGUUUAUUGGCCUCUAGAGUUUAUGCAGCACAAUUUCACUUCCAACAUCAUCCCGGGAAAGAAGUGUUUGAAAGGCUUUUAAGAAGAUUUCGUGAACCAAAUGAAAGGUGUGCCAUAAAUAAGCCCACAAGAGCUGACGAAAUUAACUAA
Molecule: messenger RNA, 915 nt
Organism: Psylliodes chrysocephalus
Lineage: Eukaryota; Metazoa; Arthropoda; Insecta; Coleoptera; Chrysomelidae
Source: the annotation of a GenBank genome assembly